AGUGAUUUCCUCUGGGUUACGGCGCAGGCGCAAGAUAAGCUAGGAGCCGCGCGAGUCGUAGUGUCGCUGUUUGCGGGUCUCCGCGCGGGACCGGGGCGCAGCGGGGUCGCUGAGGCGAGGGUGUCAUGUCAGACAACGAGGACAAUUUUGAUGGCGACGACUUUGAUGAUGUGGAGGAGGAUGAAGGGCUAGAUGACUUGGAGAAUGCCGAAGAGGAAGGCCAGGAGAAUGUCGAGAUCCUCCCCUCUGGGGAGCGACCGCAGGCCAACCAGAAGCGAAUCACCACACCAUACAUGACCAAGUACGAGCGAGCCCGCGUGCUGGGCACCCGAGCACUCCAGAUUGCGAUGUGUGCCCCUGUGAUGGUGGAGCUGGAGGGGGAGACAGAUCCUCUGCUCAUUGCCAUGAAGGAACUCAACUACUUCCAGAAAGCAUUUGAGGAAGCACCAGUACAGGGAUAAGAGAUGAAGAGACAGGCCAGGUCAGGCUCACCAAGCAGGAGGCGGCGGCUCAGAGAGGAGUGACUCGCCUGAAGCCCCGUGACCAAUGCAUGGUGGAUGGAAGUACAUGGAAUGCCAGAGCCAGGCUGGUGACUAGUGCUGGUGGUGGGGACUGGUCAAGGCGGCCGCCAGGGAAGGGAUGUGAGGACAUGGUCUAGACUGAUGGACCAGAUGGCGGGGGCAGGCACAGGGGGAGGGAGGUUUCAAGGACACCCCUCAGUUUCUGGCCCAGGUGACCAGGUGGAAGGUCAUUCCAUCUCCUGAGUGAGGGACACAGCAGGACAGACAGGCUUGGGGAGGGACUGUUGGGAUGUCUGGAGUCUAGGAGAGGAUCCAGGCGGGGGAUGGAGGGGAGGGCGGAAUGAGCUCAUGGGGCAAGUGGAAGGCUUGUGGGCGGUGGAAGAGCUCCAGCCCCCGGACACCUAGCCAAGGUCAAGUAAUAACGACAGUAGACGUUACAUAGCCUUGACUCUGUACAGACCUCAUCCUGCAUCCUUACGUUAACUCAUUGAACCCUCCCAACCAUUAUCAAAUUGGAGGUACCAUUAUCACACCCAUUUUAUAGUUGGGGAAACUGAGGCAAGAGACAUUAAGUCUGCAAUAUUGGAAUAGGCAAAUCUGUAGAGAAAGGAAUGUGGGUGAGUGGUGGGCUGGGGCUGGGGGCUGGGAAGGAUCACGGCUAACGGGCACAGGCUUUCUUUUUUGGGUGAUGAAAAUAUUCUAAAAUGACUGUGAAAAUAUUGCACAACUCUGUGAAUAUGUGAAAAACCACUGAAUUGUAUGCUUUAACUGUAUGAAUUGUAUGGUAUUUGAAUUUCACCUCAAUAAAGCUGUUAUCAAAAAGCAA
Messenger RNA from Pan troglodytes (chimpanzee), 1347 nucleotides. RefSeq names its product RNA polymerase II, I and III subunit F (gene POLR2F). The record is from RefSeq and is a predicted model, not a curated record. Gene Ontology annotation, cellular component: RNA polymerase III complex; nucleus; RNA polymerase I complex. The transcript is spliced from 6 exons. Bases 126 to 461 code for a protein of 111 amino acids. Gene Ontology annotation, molecular function: DNA binding. Lineage: Eukaryota; Metazoa; Chordata; Mammalia; Primates; Hominidae. Gene Ontology annotation, biological process: tRNA transcription by RNA polymerase III; transcription by RNA polymerase II; transcription by RNA polymerase I.